Toxorhynchites rutilus septentrionalis is the source of this 1554-nucleotide messenger RNA. RefSeq names its product 2-aminoethanethiol dioxygenase. Gene Ontology annotation, molecular function: oxidoreductase activity, acting on single donors with incorporation of molecular oxygen, incorporation of two atoms of oxygen. Gene Ontology annotation, cellular component: mitochondrion. The record is from RefSeq and is a predicted model, not a curated record. Bases 427 to 1149 code for a protein of 240 amino acids. The transcript has a single exon. Lineage: Eukaryota; Metazoa; Arthropoda; Insecta; Diptera; Culicidae.
CAGUAGAAACUAUAUUUCUACUGUACUUAACGAUUACAUUUCUACUGUACGUGGAAAAUUAUUCAACAAAUUAACUUAGCAUUUUGAUUAAAGCUGGGCUGUUGUGUUAACUUUUGCCAGCAUAAAUCGAUAUUCACCUUACGCUUCACCCUGUAACCGGCACUUUUGCAAUGACACCGAUUUCGUCUGUCACGGGCGUGCAAACAUCAGCGAGAAGACAAAAAUAAAAACUAAAGGAGAAAGUGGAUUUUCAUACGUAGUCCCCCCAAGUGUUCAAAGUAAAAACUCUUAUCUGUGCAGACAACUGCGAGUAAUAACAAUGUUUAUCUAGAGAGGCGCCAUACAGUUUCCGUGAAACACACAAUAAAUCCAUUGGUAAUCAAUUGGAAUUCAGAAGUGAUCUGGUGCCAGGGUUUACAUCGCGCAAUGACUACACUCUUUGCUCGCGUAUUUCGCCAAGCCAAAGUAACCUUCGAGCAGACCAGUGCGGAGAGGUUGCUCAGUAAUCUGCAGAAUCUACGCGUGCUCGUAGAGCAACUAACCCUGGCCGAUCUCAACCUCGAUACAACCAUUGCAUCCCGGGAAACGUUCCAGCAAUCAACCAAAGCUCCAUGUACAUUCAUUGAUAUAUACGAGAAUGCCUACUUCACGAUGUCGGUGUUUAUAUUGCGAGAAAACUACACAAUGCCUCUGCAUGACCACCCGUGCAUGCAUGGGCUCCUGCGAGUGGUGUCCGGGAAGGUGAAAAUACAAAGCUACACCGAAAUCGAUCGACGGGAGGAAACGAGGGCCGGAGAUCUACUGCGUCAUGUUCUGGUCAAUGUGGAACAGGAGAAGGUUUUCAGUGCUGAGAAGGGAGAGAGCGCUAUGCUAUCGCCCUCCGAACGGAACUAUCACGAAAUAACGGCCAUCGGAGGUCCGGCAGCAUUUUUCGAUAUCCUCAGCCCGCCGUAUAACGUGGACAUUCCCAUUUACGGAAAGCGCAGCUGUUCGUUCUACCGGAAACUCCUGCUGCCGGGUGAUGGUGCCGCAAAUGAUGGACGCAAACGAAUGGUUCUGGAGAAAAUUCCCACCCCGGACCAUUAUUACUGUGAUACAGAGCACUACGAGACGCCCGAGUUCAUGUUUGCCAGCGCUGCCAGCAAGUAGAUGUGUACUCUUUAGUGGAUAGUUGGUGUUGGAUCGGUUUUCGUGACGUUCAAAUGGGUCAACUUGGGGAAUAGGAAUAGUUUUCAUGACGGAAUACUAUCAGAAUUAUCGUAUUUAUCAGAUUCAGUUGUAACGCACAUAGCUGUUUUGUUCAGAUAUGUUAGCAAUGAAAUAACCAUUACACAAUGUCUCUCCGGAGUGUACCAGUAUUUAUGCUAAACGGUUCCUGUAUUUCGCCAAGUUUCCCAAUUUGAUCGUUAUCAUUACUUACAAUGGCGAUGUCUGACUACAGGCUCUAGUUUCCUCCUCCUACAUUUUAGUUUAUAAUUGUGGACUAAAAUAUUGUUAUGUGUAAAAUACUGAGUUGAGUAAUAAAUUAAAACAAAAUAUGCUUUAAGUAAGAAA